Molecule: messenger RNA, 1473 nt
Organism: Echinostoma caproni
Lineage: Eukaryota; Metazoa; Platyhelminthes; Trematoda; Plagiorchiida; Echinostomatidae
Source: the annotation of a GenBank genome assembly
AUGCAAGAGUUCAUCACACAGUCAAAAGAACUACUGGAUGCAAUUGAGCAAUCUGUGAAGUAUGAAGAGUCCCAACUAGCUGUUGCUCAUGAGCGCCAUACGUUGUCCUUCUUGCACACGCAUGCUUGUUUGAUGCGGCUUUUGAACGCAUUAGACAUUGCUCCAGUUCGCAUGGCUAUAACAAGGGCUUCUUCGGAAAAUCAUUUGAAGUUACUGGACGUACUGCGGAAUCUCACUACCGCACCGGUACUUGAUAACUGGCCCGGGACGAGCACUGCCGCAUUGUCUGAUGUUACAUCGUUUUUACAGCAACAACCUUCAUUAAGCGCCGCAGCCGAACAUAUCAAUAACUUUGUUCUCGGUCGUUCCGUACCCAUACCACUACCUAGUGACUUUGAUGGCUCGCAUAAAAAGUUCACGUACAAGGAUGCUCGCAUUCUGUGUUUCCGGCUACUCGCGACAUCGUCUGUUCAGCGAUCUAUGGGGUUGCCCAGUCGCCCCGCGUCGGUGGUGUCUUCCGUUCAUGAAGAACAUCCUUACGAGGCCCAUGAGCGUGAUAUUGAGCAACCAGUGAAAGUUAGUGCCACAGCGGAUCAAGCGCUUGAGCACGCACCGUCGACGCCCACCCGAGGUGACUUUUCCAGUGCACCCGAGUCCAAUACUCCUGAGUUUACGGACACUACGACGACCAACCUUGGAAUCCUAGAUCAGGUGAUUAAGCCUCUCGGUGGAACGUUUAACUUCUUACAGGCUUCAAAAGUUGUUGCUCCGGAUCCGAUAAUGUUGAUCCAAUCACCUGUGCGCGAAGAAGUUCCUCCUAUAUCGGCAACCAAUGGAGUUUCUGACCGUCAGCGUCUUGAUUCUCAUCCAACGAAUCAGUCGAUGGAGCCAUCACCGGUAGCUGUUGAGAGAUGUUAUACACCGGUGACUCAGAACAAAUCCCCGACAAAUUAUACCAUUCCAGUGGAGCCUCAUGUGGAGAUGCUCUCAACUCAAACCGGUCGGGAUUUACCAGUUGAGGAGAUCCCCGAACAAAUUCAUCACGAGGACGAGGAGGAGUUACAGCUGUCUGCUCCUGUCUCAUCGAAACCUGUUUCCUAUGCAGAUCUUGUUCGUCGUCAGGGCUAUCAUCGACCACCAAUCCAUCCUCAACCAACCGGAAUUGAGAUUCGCAAGCAAGAAUCGUACACAGGUUCUCAUACAGACACAGAUGCCUCAGCAGAAAUCACUCAGAACGGUUAUCAUGCUAUGCUCCCUGGUACUCGUGGUUCUUUCGGGCGAGGUGGUUCGGCUCGAGGUCGCGGUCAGGGCGAAUUCCGCGGUGGUGGUAGAGGUGGACAAAACCGGGGUGGUUUUACGGGUGCGCCGCGACGUGUUGGUGGUCCCCGUGGCGGCAGAUACGAUUCGGGAUCUGGACGUGGGGGUCCAGCGUAUCGAGGGAUGCCUGCUGGCAUCACACAAUCCACCUAUUAA